Messenger RNA from Trichomonas vaginalis G3, 1638 nucleotides. Its product is annotated as spectrin binding. The record is from RefSeq and is a predicted model, not a curated record. NCBI's taxonomy places the organism in Eukaryota, Parabasalia, Trichomonadida, Trichomonadidae. Gene Ontology annotation, molecular function: protein binding. The transcript has a single exon.
UUGAGCACAUAUGACUCAGUGUACAACCUUACCUCCACUGAAGAAACAACAAUUAGACAAAUUGUCGAAAAGAUCAAAUCCAUCUUGGUUUCUAAGUACAAUGUCCCCAUUGCUUCAAUAUUAACCGAUAUUAGCAUACAUUGUACUCUUAAGAACAAAUAUUUUGCCGCCUAUUGGGAGGUUUUCAAGAUCCUUUAUAAGGAGUAUCUGCCAGAUAAAGGCCUUGAAAACAUUCAUCCAGCCUUUAAAUACUUGCUGAAUAAGGAAUUCAACCUUAGUUUCCCUGUCAGACAGCCAUAUUUGUUAACCGUUCAUGAACCCAGCUCCAUCUUCUUCUUAAUUAUGCGCGACGACCUUCCAGCUUUAAUCGAAUACCUGAGACAGAGCUUUAUCAGUAUUGAAGAUACCUUAGACUCUGCUCUAUACCCAAUUUACAAUCUUAACCUCCUCGAAGUUGCCGCCUACCAUGGCUCUUUGACCGUCUUCAAAUACUUGCUAGAGAAAAUGCUCAUGAAGGUUACCCAAAACUGCCUCUACCUAGCAAUUAUCGGAGGAUGCAAAGAAAUUAUCGACUUGUGCCUACAGUCCCAAAAAAUGGAUGAUCAAUGCAUGAUCUAUGCAUUAAGAACCCACAAUUACGACCUUGUACAGGAUCCAGUUCUCAGUGCCAACGUUGAUAAAUCCAAAUUCUUGGAAUACAACCUCAGGAACCUCGUUUUGUACAUUAAAGAAAAACAAGACAUGGACGUAGCAUUACUUUACUCCUUCCAUUAUUACUUGCCACCUCUAUGGGACUAUUUAUCAGAUAACGGUGCAACCAUAAAUGCUCAUGAUAACGAAGGCAAUACACCAUUGCAUAUUGCUGCAAGUCACAAUUACGUUGCAGCAUUACAAUGGCUCACGAACCACGGAGCAAAUAUCAAAUUACAAAAUUCGAAGUUACAAACUCCAAUAUGCAUCGCAUCGAAGUUCCAAAGUGUUGAAUCAUGCCACUUCCUUCUCGAUAAUGGCGCCAACGCCCUAACGGUCGACGAUUCCAAGGUUCAGCCACUCCACUACGCUUGUUCCUACGGAAACAUCAGAUUAAUCACCACGUUCUUAGAUCGUGGUGCAGAUAUCAACAGCUUGGAUCAAGAAGGCCAUGGAACUCUUUACUACGCGAUCAAAUCCCACUCUUUGGAAGCAUUCUGCUUCUUGAUCGACCACGGAGCUGACAUUCACGUCAAGGACACAAAGGGACACAGCCUCAUCUUCGCCAUUACCUCUGCAGAAAGCAUUCCGAUCUUCAACAAGCUGCUCCAGCUCGGCUUCAACAUCAAUGAGACAGACACUGCCUUACGCACUGUUCUCUCUUACGCAGCAGAGAGAAAUGACCAAGUCUUCCUUGACUAUCUCAUGCACAGUGGAGCAAACGUCAACCACCAGGAUGCAGAAGGCAAGUCACCAUUGCACCACGCAGUUCAAAACGGAAAGGUAACCAAUGCAAAGCUGUUGGUUCUCCAAGGUUCGAUGUACGACCUCGAAGACAAUAAAGGCAAAGUUCCAAUUGAACUUGCCACGAUGCUCGUCAAGAGAGAGGUCGUCAACUACCUUCAAGACUGGUUCCGUGGUGAUUACAACCAUGUCGCUAACUAUUAA